Messenger RNA from Neurospora tetraspora, 1583 nucleotides. RefSeq names its product S-adenosyl-L-methionine-dependent methyltransferase. Lineage: Eukaryota; Fungi; Ascomycota; Sordariomycetes; Sordariales; Sordariaceae. The record is from RefSeq and is a predicted model, not a curated record. Gene Ontology annotation, molecular function: O-methyltransferase activity. The coding region runs from base 114 to 1496 and encodes 460 amino acids. The transcript has 2 exons.
ACAUGUACAAAGAGAAGGUAUAAGACCGCUGUCCUUCUCUCCUCAACAGCUUCUCGACACCAUCAUCAACCUCAUCGUUCCCUUCUAGCAGUAUUCCACAUCUGCAACUCAUCAUGGCCCCCUCCAGUCAAGAGAUUUACCAUGAUACCGUGGACAACGCCACACCCAACGUCAAUUCCAGAUCAUCCUCAUCCUUCGACCCCAACGACAUCUCCAUAAAUGCUCAUCCAUGCGACCUUGGCCGUGUUCCCGGCCUCAUCGACGACAUUGCCUCAUACAAUUGGGGAGAUACUGACUUCUCCACAGACCGCAAUGCUCGGAUAUCCUUGCUGUCCAAGGCUCGAUCUCUGAUCGCCGCCCUUGAAACCCCAAGAGAGACUCUGCUGAGGCAUAUUGGUGCGGAGACCUCCAACUUUUACAUCAUCGUCAUCGGUAUCGAAACCAACCUCUUCCACGAAAUGGCCAAGAACAACGGCUCUCCCAAGACUGCCACCCGUCUCGCCGAAGCCAUCUCCUUCGACCCAGACCUCCUCCGUCGCAUUCUCCGCCACCUGGCCUCCAUGAACCACAUCAUCCAAACCGGCGAAGACAAGUACCGGCCCAACAACUUCUCCAAAGCCCUCACCACCUCUCCCCUCGCCGGCUCUUACCAGUUCUAUCGGGAUGUCUGCCUCCCCGCCAUGAGCAACCUACACAAGUGGCUCAAGACCAAAUCAUACCGAUCCCCGACAACCAUCAUCGACAACCCCUUCACCUUUGGGCACCAGACUUCGCAGACGUUCUUUGAGGUGAUUGCUUCGACUGCAAAGAAUACCGAACACUUUAAUGAUCACAUGGUCGCCUACUGCCAAGGUCAUCCAGCAUGGUGCUCUGAAAGUGUUUACCCAGCCGCCGACCGUCUGAUCUCGGGCUUUGAUCCCACUCCUCUGCCAGACGGCUCCGACCCUGUGAUGCUGGUAGACAUGGGCGGCAACGUCGGCCAUGAUCUUCAGACUUUCAUCUCCCAACACCCCUCCCACCCCGGCCGGCUAGUGCUACAAGAUUUGCCCUCCGUCAUUGCCGUCACUCCUCCCUCUCUCACCUCCCCUCUUCCCAACGGGAAGCAUAUCCAACUCCAAGAACACGACUUCUUCAACUCUCAACCCGUUGUGGGUGCACGAGCGUACUACCUCCAUCACAUCAUGCACGACUGGCCGUACGCCAAGUGUGGUUUAAUCUUGGAGCAGAUCAAGAAGGUGAUGAAACCGGGGUAUUCGCGGCUGUUGAUCAACGAGCAGGUUAUCCCGGAGAGGCGAGCGAGUUGGGAGGCGACGUAUUUGGAUUUGUACAUGAUGGUGAUGUUUGGGGCCAGGGAGCGAACGGAGAAGGAGUGGAGGCGGAUGUUGGAGGAUGGAUGUGGACUCAAAGUGUUGGGCGUGUAUGGGCCCGGGGGAGGGGUGGAGGGGAUUAUUGAGUGUGAGGUUGCUUUGGAGGAGGGAGAGGGUAGGGAGGAAUAGGGCUGGUAUGCCUGCGUAUGAGGUGUGAUGGGUUGGGUGGCUGUUAGGGGGGAAAGGAAGAGCAGGAUGGAGCGAUAAAGCGGAGGA